AGUAUUCCUAUCAUUAGUGUAGCAAAAUGUUGUUGAGAUUUUUUAUAUUGGGAACAUGUCUGUUGCAUGUAGGAUACUGCAAAGCGUCCCCAGAGACAACUACUAUUGAAGAUAUAGAUGUUUAUUAUCCAAGUAUGAAUUGGUCAAAUAUUUUUGAUUGGAGAAUAUUAAAAGAAUAUUCUCCUACCUAUAAAAACUUGUUGGUGUCUCCAAUUAGUCUAAGAAUUAUUUUGGCUAUGCUUUAUCAAGGCUCUAGCGGGUUAACUAAAAGGGAGUUUGAAUCGGUAAUGCAUUUUACAGACCAACAAUCAGUGAGAGAGGAGUUUAGAGAUAUAAUUAACAAAUUACAGGUUGCCGAAUCUCCAGAAUAUACUCUUAAUUUGGGAACAAGAGUUUUUCUAGACAUCCCAGUAGCACCGCAGCAGAAAUUUGCAAGUAUUACCAAAGACUUCUUUAAAACUGACCUCAUAUUAACAAAUUUUACUGAUAAGGAAGGUUCAGCAGAUAGCAUUAACUUAUGGGCAGAAAAACUUACAAACGGAAGGAUACAUAAACUCAUCGAUGCAGCUGAUCUUGCAGACGCUUUAAUGGUAAUAGCCAACGCUGUGUAUUUUAAAGGGACUUGGAAAUAUCAAUUUCCCAACCAGACUGUAGAUAAAUUUUACGUUCCAGAUGGAAACAAUUUCUUUUCCAUUCAAGCUCGGUUUAUGGCUGUAGAAGAUAAAUUUUAUUUUCAUGAAUCUCCGCUAUUGGACGCUAAAAUUUUAAGACUGCCUUAUAAGGGAGGGCGCUACUCCAUGUUUAUAGUAUUACCGAACUCUAAGGGUGGCUUGCCAAGUUUAAUUAAGCAAAUAAACAUAAAUAACUUAAAAAGUUUGUUGUAUUUGAUGGAUCAACGUCUCGUUAAUGUCAAGAUUCCCAAGUUUCGCUUCGAUUUUCAAGCAAGGUUUAGUAGAACUUUACAAGAGUUUGGUUUACUUCAAAUGUUUCAAAACACGGCCAGUUUCCCGGGUAUUGCCAGAGGAGAUAGCACCAUUUUGAGAAAAUUAGUCGUUUCGGACAUUGUACAGAAAUCUGGCAUUGAAGUUAAUGAGUAUGGAAGUGUUGUCUACGCCGCCUCAGCCAUAACAAUCGGCAACAAAUUCGGAGAGCAAACACAAACUUUCCAUGCCACACAUCCGUUCAUGUUUUACAUUGAAGAAGAGCUUAGCGGGACUGUGUUGUUUGUCGGCAAAGUUGAAAAUCCCCUGGAAUCUGAUCCUCAACCCCUUGCGCCGAAGCCUGAAUCGUAAAACGUGACAAAAAGAGAUAUUUUCAAAUUCUGUAAAUAGAAAUAUGUGUCACAUUAAUUUUUUACUUUAUGUAAAUGUGUAAUAUAAAUUUUAAGAGU
Diabrotica balteata is the source of this 1390-nucleotide messenger RNA. The record is from the annotation of a GenBank genome assembly. Lineage: Eukaryota; Metazoa; Arthropoda; Insecta; Coleoptera; Chrysomelidae.